Molecule: messenger RNA, 10870 nt
Organism: Pelobates cultripes (western spadefoot toad)
Lineage: Eukaryota; Metazoa; Chordata; Amphibia; Anura; Pelobatidae
Source: the annotation of a GenBank genome assembly
CUCGCAAGGCGCCUGCCAUCUUGGCUGCGGGCAGAGCUCGCCCGGACUACGGAAGCCGGUGAGCGGUGAGAGGCGGGGUUCAGUGCGGAGGUCAGUGCUUCGCAGUCGCUGUCAGUGAGUGAUGCAACGUGGGUUACCCAGAUGGCCACCCCCUCCACCAGCUCUGCUCUGCCCGCUCCUCCGGCUGGCAAUGUACUCAGCCAGGUGUUCAGACAUGUCCGCUAUGAGAACCUGGCGGCCGGCCUGAGCGGGGGGGUCAUCUCCACCCUGGUACUGCACCCCCUGGACCUGGUCAAGCUCAGAUUCGCAGGUAUGGACACUGUCUGCCCUCACCCACCAUGGUUCCUGGUCAUUAGAGGAUCUAUCCUUCAUGUAGAGGGACCUUCCUGGUCAUUAGAGGAUCUAUCCUUCAUGUAGAGGGACCUUCCUGGUCAUUGGAGGAUCUGUCCUUCAUAUAGAGGGACCUUCCUGGUCAUUAGAGGAUCUAUCCUUCAUGUAGAGGGACCUUCCUGGUCAUUAGAGGAUCUGUCCUUCAUGUAGAGGGACCUUCCUGGUCAUUAGAGGAUCUAUCCUUCAUGUAGAGGGACCUUCCUGGUCAUUAGAGGAUCUGUCCUUCAUGUAGAGGGACCUUCCUGGUCAUUGGAGGAUCUAUCCUUCAUGUAAAGGGACCUUCCUGGUCAUUGGAGGAUCUAUCCUUCAUAUAGAGGGACCUUCCUGGUCAUUAGAGGAUCUAUCCUUCAUAUAGAGGGACCUUCCUGGUCAGAGGAUCUAUCCUUCAUGUAGAGGGACCUUCCUGGUCAUUAGAGGAUCUAUCCUUCAUGUAGAGGGACCUUCCUGGUCAUUAGAGGAUCUAUCCUUCAUGUAGAGGGACCUUCCUGGUCAUUAGAGGAUCUAUCCUUCAUGUAGAGGGACCUUCCUGGUCAUUGAGGAUCUAUCCUUCAUGUAGAGGGACCUUCCUGGUCAUUAGAGGAUCUAUCCUUCAUAUAGAGGGACCUUCCUGGUCAUUAGAGGAUCUAUCCUUCAUGUAGAGGGACCUUCCUGGUCAUUGGAGGAUCUGUCCUUCAUGUAGAGGGACCUUCCUGGUCAUUGGAGGAUCUAUCCUUCAUGUAGAGGGACCUUCCUGGUCAUUGGAGGAUCUAUCCUUCAUGUAGAGGGACCUUCCUGGUCAUUAGAGGAUCUGCCCUUCAUAUAGAGGGACCUUCCUGGUCAUUAGAGGAUCUGUCCUUCAUGUAGAGGGACCUUCCUGGUCAUUAGAGGAUCUGCCCUUCAUAUAUAGAGGGACCUUCCUGGUCAUUAGAGGAUCUAUCCUUCAUGUAGAGGGACCUUCCUGGUCAUUAGAGGAUCUGUCCUUCAUAUAUAGAGGGACCUUCCUGGUCAUUAGAGGAUCUGUCCUUCAUAUAUAGAGGGACCUUCCUGGUCAUUAGAGGAUCUGUCCUUCAUGUAGAGGGACCUUCCUGGUCAUUAGAGGAUCUGUCCUUCAUGUAGAGGGACCUUCCUGGUCAUUAGAGGAUCUAUCCUUCAUGUAGAGGGACCUUCCUGGUCAUUAGAGGAUCUAUCCUUCAUGUAGAGGGACCUUCCUGGUCAUAAGAGGAUCUAUCCUUCAUGUAGAGGGACCUGCCUAGUCAUAAGAGGAUCUAUCCUUCAUGUAGAGGGACCUGCCUGGUCAUUAGAGGAUCUAUCCUUCAUGUAGAGGGACCUUCCUGGUCAUUAGAGGAUCUAUCCUUCAUGUAGAGGGACCUUCCUGGUCAUUAGAGGAUCUAUCCUUCAUGUAGAGGGACCUUCCUGGUCACUAGAGGAUCUAUCCUUCAUGUAGAGGGACCUUCCUGGUCAUUAGAGGAUCUAUCCUUCAUGUAGAGGGACCUUCCUGGUCAUUAGAGGAUCUAUCCUUCAUGUAGAGCGACUUUACUGGUCAUUAGAGGAUCUAUCCUUCAUAGAGAGGGACCUUCCUGGUCAUUAGAGGAUCUAUCCUUCAUGUAGAGGGACCUUCCUGGUCAUUAGAGGAUCUAUUCUUCAUGUAGAGGGACCUUCCUGGUCAUUAGAGGAUCUAUUCUUCAUGUAGAGGGACCUUCCUGGUCAUUAGAGGAUCUAUUCUUCAUGUAGAGGGACAUGCCUGGUCAUAAGAGGAUCUAUCCUUCAUGUAGAGGGACCUGCCUGGUCAUUAGAGGAUCUAUCCUUCAUGUAGAGGGACCUGCCUGGUCAUUAGAGGAUCUAUCCUUCAUGUAGAGGGACCUUCCUGGUCAUUAGAGGAUCUAUCCUUCAUGUAGAGGGACCUUCCUGGUCAUUAGAGGAUCUAUCCUUCAUGUAGAGCGACCUAGAGCGACUUUCCUGGUCAUUAGAGGAUCUAUCCUUCAUAGAGAGGGACUUUCCUGGUCAUUAGAGGAUCUAUCCUUCAUAGAGAGGGACCUUCCUGGUCAUUAGAGGAUCUAUCCUUCAUAGAGAGGGACCUUCCUGGUCAUUAGAGGAUCUAUUCUUCAUGUAGACAGACCUUCCUGGUCAUUAGAGGAUCUAUUCUUCAUGUAGAGGGACCUUCCUGGUCAUUAGAGGAUCUAUUCUUCAUGUAGUGGAACCUUCCUGGUCAUAAGAGGAUCUAUCCUUCAUGUAGAGGGACCUUCCUGGUCAUUAGAGGAUCUAUCCUUCAUAGAGAGGGACCUUCCUGGUCAUUAGAGGAUCUAUCCUUCAUAGAGAGGGACCUUCCUGGUCAUUAGAGGAUCUAUCCUUCAUGUAGAGGGACCUUCCUGGUCAUUAGAGGAUCUAUUCUUCAUGUAGAGGGACCUUCCUGGUCAUGAAAAGCUCUCCCCUGCAGUAUACAUCAUCCAUAUGCUGCAUUAGUAUUCAUACACUUUCUGUUAUUUAAUACUACUAUAUAAUCAGUCAUAGGUAGCCAUGGUGGUUAGCAGCCCAUCAUGAGGUAUACAGUCUAGGACUCAGGCAUUGGCAACCUUAGGCACUCCAGAUGUUUUGGACUACACCUCCCAUGAUGCUUUGCCAGCAUUAUGGGUGUAAGAGCAUUCUGGGAGAUGCAGUCCACAACAUCUGGAGUGCCGAAUGUUGCCUAUCUUAUUAUCAUAAGAAUUAGGGGAACUCCAGAUUGAUUAACAUUACAAUCCAAUUUUUGCCAUUUAACAUUAGGGUCAGGCUAAGUAUCAUAACCGCUACAGCUCGAUGAGACUAGGAGACCCCUUACAUUUUCUGUCAAAUGAGUAGUUUAAAAAAAAGAAUUAAUACAGGGCAUAAGACUAUUGCUCUCUGCAGUUUGAUAAAAAAUAAUGGGGGUAGCAUGAGUGUUGUACAAUUUAAGAUAAUUAGCAGAGCUAGUUAAAUUAGGGGAUUUGGGGAAAAAAUCUAAUUUGUUUGCUUUAGUUUAAAAAUAGCAGAUUGCAUGUUAGAAGCCCCAUAAUUUCUGAUUCAGUAAAUUAAACCUCUCUGUCCAUAAUAUUGAACAGAUUGCAUAAUUCCCAUGCUCGUGUGGAGCAGACUAUAGUUUUGCAGAUUGUUUACAACUUGUAUGUACUCUUUAACCACUUUUCUUUGCUUUUUCAGUGAGCGAUGGCUUGGCGUUGCGACCUCAAUACAAUGGCAUCUUCCAUUGUUUGUCCACAGUGUGGAAGCGGGAAGGUCUGCGUGGACUGUAUCAGGGGGUCACUCCUAAUAUGUGGGGAGCUGGAGCAUCCUGGGGCCUUUACUUUCUAUUGUAAGUGGAGUAAUGUUAAAUUUGCAUUGCUUAGUGGCUUUAAAAUGUGAGGUCAGAAAUACUGAACAUUUAAUCUGUAUCCUGUCCUGUACAUGCUUCUUAUUACAUUUUACCAACUCUUUGUCACGUCUCUCACCUACCAAAAUAUAGAUACACUUUUCCGCAUCUAGCAUUGCUGCUAAGCUGUUAAUUGACAUUAUAGCCAACAAAUGCAUUCCCAAAGCUUUGCUGAUUACUUUACAUUGGUUUUCCCAAGCCGAUUUUGAGUUAAUUGGUAGACCCAAUUUUAAGGGCCAAUCCUGCCAGAAAGUACAUGGAAUAAGAUGUAUAAUCUAAUUUAGUUUAUAACUCCUUUCUCCAACCUAAUCUCUAAAUGGUGACUGGGCUCCACUUUGAAACGUUAUAGAAUGUUGCCCUAGUCGAAGCGAAUUUUGGUCCAGUAACAUAUGGAGAACAUAUUGUAUCUGUUCCUAAUCGAGAGAUCCCGGUAGCCUUUACUAUGAAGUUGGUAGCAGCUGUUGGGAUAACUACUGCUCCCUCUGUGCUCCAAACAUUCUUUAAACUUUUACUGUGCUAAUAUUAACCUGCCUUUGUUUACUGCAAUUCUGAAGAGCUUAGGCUAGUUAAUAUUAGUAACACAGUGGGCCAUUUGAUUUGUGCAGAAUAAACUAUUAACCUACUUCGAAAGAGAGAUUUAAUGAAAUCUAAGAAGGGUUGAAAUAGAAAUUUAAUUGAAGGGUUAUAUGGUUUCCUUACUCCAUUGUACCUGUUUUUUGUUUUUUUUCUCAAGCUAUAAUACCAUCAAAGCUUAUAAGAAGGAAGGGAGAGUUGAAAAUCUCAGUGCGACUGAGCAUCUCUUGUCAGCUGCUGGAGCAGGUGAGAUCAUUAAUUGUGCUGUAUGUUACCCCUGAUCAAAUCUUACACCAGUGACAACUCCACAUUGGAGCUCCAUCUGAUUGCAGUAUUCGCUCAACAGUGAGAGGGCUAAACAAAUCUCGAUAAAUUAAGUUUUACAAUGUUCCUACCCUUAUUCCUGAUUGAGAUUACAAGUAUCAAUUUGCCCUUGUGAGGAGGUUAUGGAAUCACAUACAUAGGUUAUGCAGACAGUUCCAUCAUACUUAAUGUGUUCCAAGAUUCAUUAUAAAGUGAUGGGAGGAAUAGUAUGGGUAUAUAGAGAAAAAACCUCUCUCCCUGUUAAUAUAGCUGGAUCGGUUAAGGAGGUAAGAGAUAAGAGAAUUAUUUAAAUAAUCACGUUUAAACUUGUGGAAAACAAUCUGUGAACUAACGUGCCCAUACUUAUAUUUUGGUACGUUAGUUCACGGUUUGUUUUCCACAAGUUUAAACGUGAUUAUUUAUCUCUUACCUCCUUAACCGAUCUAGCUAGGUUAACAGGGAGAGAGGUUUUUUCUCUAUAUACCCAUACUAUUCCUCCUAUCACUUUAUAAUGAAUCUUGGAACACAUAAAGUAUGAUUGAACUGUCUGCCUAACCUAUGUAUGUGAUUGCAUAACCCCCCUCACAAGGGCAAAUUGAUACUUAUAAUCUCAAUCAGGAAUAAGGAUAGGAACAUUGUAACACUUAUUUUAUCAAGAUUUGUUUAGCCCUCUCACUGUUGAGCGAAUACUAGAUUUUUUCAUCAAUAUAUUUGGGAGGAUAUAAACCGCACUGAUUUGUCGACAAUAUUGCAUCAUAUUCCCCGGUUCUUGGUCAUCAGUUUUUGAGAGGUUUGACCAAAACCAUGGGUUCCUAAAGUGUAGCUCAGCCACCUGCUACCUUGGGCCAAGUGCAGUGUAACACCAUAACCACUUCAUUUGCCCCCUUUAAAAUGUGCUUACAUACAGUACUCAUUGAUUUACAACCAUUGAAUUAUUAUGCUUGGAAUAUGUGUAGAAACGACUUACAUCGCAUAUUUUUCUUUAUUAUUUAUAAGUCUGCGUUGUGUAUGAUGGACGGAUUAAAUUUUUUCCCAGGUGCCUUAACGCUGUGUUUAACAAACCCAAUAUGGGUUACCAAGACCCGUCUUGUACUUCAGUAUGAUGCUGGCCUCGAUCCAUCAAAGCGAGAGUACAGAGGAAUGUUUCAUGCUCUUGGUAAAAUUUACAGGCAUGAGGGCAUACCUGGACUAUAUAAGGUAUGGUUUAUAUACUUUGUAUGGUCUCCUGUAGCAUAGCUGUAUAGUGUACACACAUCUCUGAUCUCCAAUUGUAUUGUAUUCACAGGGUUUCAUACCAGGCUUAUUUGGAACCUCUCAUGGUGCCCUUCAGUUCAUGGCAUAUGAAGAGCUAAAACUUGAGUACAACAAGUACCUGAAUCGCCCAUGCGACACUAAACUGGUAUAGUAACUCACUAGAUAUUACUGUAUCACUGUAAAUUGGAUCUAAAUGUAAAGGCAAGAGUUAUAAUAAGCACACUGCUAAAAACUUUAUUUCUCAGAAAUAUGGUAUGUUAUAGUUCCUCCUCACGACUCCUAUUGGACAGAAAAACCUUCACGUUAACUAAAAAGGAAAUCCUAAUCUUCCCCUCAUUAGUUUGCUGUCCAAUUCCUAUGACGGCACUGUGACUUUCAGAACUUCUAAUUGUAUUUUGGCAUUUGACUGGGUCUUCAAAUCCUUUGUUCCAGGGAGUUCUUUCUCUCUUGAAAGAUGCAGCAUAGGGCGUUUCUCCAAAGCGACCCCAUGCAAAAAUCCCCCUAGUGACUGCCGGUUCCUGCAGUGACCAUACGAGGUAGCAGUCUCUACAUAAACAGACCUGGAUUCUGUCUUGGACUUGUUAUGAAGAAUGACUUGAUGGUGUUAAAAGAUUAUGCUGCACAUACAAGAAGAUGAUAAUAGUAACUUAGAUCUUGUUAUGUCCUUUACGUUUAUAGACUAAACCGGGUAUUGUGGGGAAUCUUCAAGGGAAUUGGAAAUAUUAGAAAAAUGAACAGUUCUCUCGAAUUCUCAGCUUAGGAAAUAAGCAUUCUUGUACUAAAUUGCAAAGUUUUAUAUAACGCUGUUACGAUAUAUCCUUCUAUUUCAAGGUGUGAUAAACAAGCAUAUUUGGUGCACUUAGAAUGAAAAAUAGGGCAGUUGAGUUUAUGGGCAGCCUGUACCUGCAGCCUGGCAUCCUGCCGUGCUCGCCUCCUUUAUGGGUGGUUACUUUGCCAUUCACGCUGACUGCAUCACUGGCAUAAUGUCUCUCCGGCCCCAUCCCUUUGGGCAGGUCUGUAAUAUAUUGUCUGCUUUACCUGUUGCCUGGGAUAGUACUUUCCUUAUAUUUUCUCUGGUUGAACGGACCGUUUCUCUUACAAAUGUAAGGCAAUGUGGCAUUCGGCUGUGAAAUAAUAUAGUUUCUUAAUUGCACUGAUUCUACAGGGAGCUGUAAAGUCACCCUGUGAUUUUCCCCUCGUUCUCGCUGUCUCUCAUUCUCCCUUAUUUGGUAAUUACUAACUUGUGAGCAAGGGACUAUUCUUAAGCUCUGUAUGUUGAGUACUGAUGAAAGCACAUUAACUUCUUGCCCCUUUACUCUCACUGACUCUGAUGACCCAAUUACUUUAUUUAACUUUAAUCUGCAGCCUUAGUUACAUACUGCUUUUGUGAGUUUCAGCAGAAACACAUAUUUAUAUGAAUGCACAUGAAGAAUUAUAGCCCAUAAAAUCACAGUAAUACAGUACUGGCUUUGUCACUGCUUCUAGGCAUAUGUUUUUUUGUUUUUUUUAAUCGUGAGCUACAUGUGUAAUUCUAAUUUAAAGGGACACGCCAAGUAUUUGACCAGAUUUUGUUUAACUUGUAUAUUCGGGUUUCUUCUGGGGUACAAUACAGAAAAAUAUGGACUGAACACGUAGACUUUUUGUUAUGUUUCCCCACAAAAAAAUACUUUUCAAGCCAGGAAAGAUACACUCUGAGUUUUGGGCUGUGUCCUUUAGGGCAGUUUAUGUGUUGAACAUGUGUAUUAAAACUGCAACCUCUACUCGAAACAAGAGAUAGAGGUAGGAGGGUGAGAGCUGUUUGUAAUAGCCAGGGUCGGGGGUCAUCAUGUUACCUGAAUGCAGGCAUAGUAUGGUGUUAUGAUUACAUUAUUGAUAUCACUCAAGUGAGUUCAUCCAUAUAGCACUUCAAAUGGACAAAAAAAAUAAUCAUUUUUAAUUGUAGAUACAUUACCAAUCAAUUAUGAACUGUAGCCUUAGCUAGCCCUCCUUCUUUUUUUUAUUUAUUUAUUUUUUCCCUGAAAGAGUCUGUGUCUUCACAGGGAAAUAACCAUUCUCAUAACCUCUCAUUGAGAAGACUCUGAAUUGGUGCCCUUGCUCCCUGGCUGUCUGACAGAUAAUUUCUCAUAGAAAUCGGCACCUUUUAUAAACUGGAGUUAAAUAGGAUAAUCCACACCCGUAAAGCACUUUAACAAGCUGAAGUGCCUUUGGGGUGUGGAGUGGUCCUUUAAAGGGGUUCCUAAAGCCAUUUUACUGAUUUUGGAACUCUCAUUUAUUGCCGUCUGAUCACAUAUUAGCUCACAUAUACUCUCUGAUUCACAUGGUAACAAAUUAGAGCAUCUUCUGUAGUGCCAGAAAAUUAUUUUUGCCAGAUGCUCCUUUAUCUUUCUUUUUUAAGCACAGUAAAGAAGAGCUUUCAUUUUGUUCUCGUUGGAUGUCCAUCCUUAGAUGUGGGCUUUGAAACCAGCGAUGUUAGAACUGUGACUGCUUACCUUUGGCAUUUGAGAUGGUGAAGACUGCAUUUCCUUUGGUGUUGAGUAAAACGGCCAAAAUUGAUGUAGACUUGUUGUGGAAAGCAAUGACGUUACGAAAGUGAUAACUGGACCUGAAGCAGUUGAAGCAACAUUUUUAAUUCUGCCUCUGGUUUAGCAUCUUGGGAAUUGUUGUCUUCAUCAUCUCCCAUGUCAAGGCUUAACCAUCUGUGGUGCAUUACAGUAUUUUCUGUUGUGUUUUCAUUCAUGUUAUUAGCUGUUAGAAAAAAGUAUUGUGAAAAACGUAAUGUCUGCAGAUUUCCAUUUCUGCCUUUGACAAAGAACAACAUGAGUUAUUUAUUGUCAGAUGGUGAGAUGAGAAAUGAAAGUGUUGUAUUAUUCAUUUUAGGUCAAAUGUACAUCUUUCCUUACCGAUUUUUGAGCAAAUGUUUGUUUUCCUUCACCGUGAACCAAUAAUUAUCAAUAUAUAAUUUAUUUUUUUCCUUUCUAAUUGCAGAGCACUGUGGAAUAUAUAACCAUGGCUGCACUGUCUAAAAUAUUUGCUGUCACGACGACAUACCCUUAUCAAGUGGUUCGCGCCCGGCUACAAGAUCAGCACAAUAAGUACAACGGAGUCAUAGAUGUAAUAAGCAGGACGUGGAGGUAUGAACCUGCUUUUGUUUUUGAGUGAAGCAUGCAAUUAAAAUGUAUGAAAGAGGCAAAUGUCAUUUUAAUAAUUUUUUUUUUUUUUUUUUGAAAAUACUGCGCUCUGCCUACGUUUAGACUUGGUUUGCCUUGCUUGUGGAAGUGUCUUCCAUGUUGCUGACAUGCCUGUGUCUGAACGGACAUAAGUCACUCCGUUCAUAUACUCUUCUAGAGCAAGAAGUACUGGCAAGAGGAGUAACCAUAGCAACCACUGUGUGCGCAGUGGUUGCUGUGUCAUAGAGCAGGAGGACCACCUGAAGGAAUUGUCUCCUCUUCUCCCAGUCAGUCAGUUAGUUUUGUGCCAAAGAAUUGAUUGACAGGUGGGUGGACGAAAGGUUUUGAUUUUCUCCCAUUCUAUACAUUUCUUAGCAAUUUUACAAACAGAAUGUAUUGAUGUGAUUUGUAUUCUCUUUAAAAUGAGCACAAAUGGCAUUUUAAUAUAUUAUAUAGAUAAUACAUUAAAAAAAAUAUGCAAGAAGCACCAAUAAUUAAAUGUGAAAAAAUUAAAUAUGCUCAUUUUUUUCAACAAAUUUCCUAGCAUUAUUUUGCUGAUCAGCCAGUUAGGAUGCUUCAUAAAUGAUGGAAAUUGUAGAUAAGUACAGCACAACUCCCUAAAACUCUCACUAUAGUUGCUGGUCACAUUAACAACUGUGUAAAAACACUGCAAGUACAGAGAGUUUGGGCUUCUGGUCACAUUAGCAAUCAGCAAAGAGGAUGUGUUUUAGAAUGUGAGAGGUGGGGCGGAGGAGGGUUCAGGGCAAUGAUGAAGAUUUUAGUUUCCCCUAAACCUAUACAAAAAAAGUAAGACUAAAAGCUAUAAAAGACAUAACGGUGUUGUUGGUGCCUGGAGUGUCUUUUUAAAUGUCUAUCAAUCUGAGGAACAUGGUUUGUAAAUGCUGUGGACUGCGUCUGCUACUAGUUUGCAUUGGUUUGGGAACCUCUGUCCUGACCACAUCAUUAAAGAUUAUUUCUCUUUUCCCGCUGUCUUUAAAGGAAAGAAGGAGUUCAUGGACUUUACAAAGGACUCAUUCCUAACAUACUUAGAGUCACGCCGGCUUGCUGCAUAACGUUCGUGGUGUUUGAGAAAGUGUCGCAUUUCCUCUUUGACUUGAGAAAACCUAAAGAGUGAAACAAAAGCUUCUUUCAACGCACUUUAAACCGAUAUCACCUGACCUGCCGUAAAGCGUCACUCGUGGAAGUUGAGCCGGAAAGAACAUAUUUUGAGGAUGAUUGACUGUGAAAAAAGUCUUGAAUGGUUCUUCUGUUUUAAAUUUAACUCACAAUUUAAAGGGAACCUCUAGACUAAAACAAUAGUUCUGUUUUAUUUAUUUUUUUCUUUUCUGUUUGGUGUAAUGCUUUAAAUUUGAAUUUGUAAGUUAAAUAAUAUUUUUAUUUUCAAUGAAUUAUUGAGGAUAUUUUUCUACACCUCAGUUCUUUUAACUACUUUGCAUAACUUGCAGUUUACAAGUAGCUUUGAAAGUAAAUUUCAAGGCAAUAGAUAUGAUGGCUGUUUUGUGUUCAGCCCAUUGCCAAUAAACCUAUGCAUUGCUUAUUUGGUACUACAUUGCAAUCUAAUUCCUGUUAUUAUUAUCGGCAUCAUUUAAUUAGCACCAACAUAUUCUGCAGCGCUUUACAACUAUAAAAUGGGGAUAUUUGACAAGUAAUUUACAUGCAGGAUAUAACAAAGACAAGAGUUUCUGCUUACAAUCGAUGAAUGAUUCUCAUCCUCUUGAUAUGCAUUUUGUAAAUUGUACAUAAUAGAAUUGUCAGGCUCCUCCUACACUUUGCUGAUUUAGAAUACUCCGUAAAAUGAAAGCAG